AUGCCAAUUGAUCAAGAAAAACUAGCCAAGCUACAAAAGCUUUCCGCCGCCAACAAGGUCGGUGGUACCCGUAGAAAGUUUGCCAAGAAGACUGGUUCUUCUGCUGGUGGUAACAAGGAUGACACCAAAUUGCAAGCGCAAUUGGCCAAGUUGCGUGCUGUGACCAUCGACCAGGUCGAGGAAGCCAACUUCUUCAAGGAGGACGGCAAAGUGAUGCAUUUCAACAAGGUGGGUGUCCAGAACGCUCCUCAGCACAACACCUCUGUUUUCUACGGUAUCCCACAAGAAAAGACCUUGAACGAGCUUUUCCCAUCUAUCAUCCCUCAGCUUGGUGAAGACUCCAUCAACGCUUUGACCCAGCUAGCCUCGCAAUUGCAGGGCAGCCAGGCCGGCCAGGAGGCCGCCGGUGCUGCGGGCCAGGACGAGAAGGCUGACGCUGACAUCCCAGAGCUCACCGGCCAAAGCUUCGACGCCGACGUCGAGUAA
Lachancea meyersii CBS 8951 is the source of this 486-nucleotide messenger RNA. NCBI's taxonomy places the organism in Eukaryota, Fungi, Ascomycota, Saccharomycetes, Saccharomycetales, Saccharomycetaceae. The record is from the annotation of a GenBank genome assembly.